CCUUACGCAGCAGUUGGUGUCCAAACCGGCAGGAAGAGGACAUAGGAUAAGGAAAUCAGCACGCUCAGAAGCUUUUCUACCAACAUGUCUUCUUCAUCUGUUUCAGCGGCAGCCCAGCCCGGCGUCACUCCGACAAACGGCUCCGCGCCUGCGUUCGGCGAGAUGACCUCGAAAGACUACUAUGCGGACUCGUACAGUCACUUUGGAAUUCACGAGGAAAUGCUCAAGGACCAAGUCCGGACGCUCUCUUACCGCGACGCGAUCAUCCAAAACCCGCACCUCUUCAAGGACAAGAUCGUGCUCGACGUAGGGUGUGGCACUGGAAUCUUGUGCAUGUUUGCGGCCAAGGCAGGUGCAAAGAAGGUCAUUGGUGUGGACAUGAGCAACAUCAUCGAUCAAGCGAAAGUGAUCAUUGAGGCGAAUGGAUUCAAGGAUGUCAUUCACCUCGUCAAGGGAAAGCUUGAAGAGGUCGACCUCGGACUCGGACCAGAUGGGAAAGUGGACAUUAUCAUUUCCGAGUGGAUGGGCUACUUUCUCCUCUACGAGUCCAUGCUCGACACUGUUUUGCUUGCGCGCGACAAGUACCUUCGUCCUGGCGGCCACCUCUUCCCCGAUGAGGCGACACUGUACCUCUCCGCCAUCGAAGACCAAGAAUACAAGGAGGAGAAGAUUGGCUUCUGGAAUGACGUAUAUGGCUUCGACUAUUCCUGCAUCAAGGAGAUUGCACUUCGCGAGCCGCUCGUGGAUACUGUUGAGCUGCGCUCGGUCGUAUGUGAUCCAUGCGCUAUCAAGAAGCUCAACCUGCUUACAUGCAAGAAGGAGGAUCUGGACUUUACCGGCGAGUUUGAACUCAAGGCAACUCGCAACGAUUUUGUGCACGCCUUCCUCGGCUGGUUCGACAUCUCCUUUGAAGCGUGUCACAAGGCUGUACGCUUCUCCACCGGUCCGCACUCGCGCUACACGCACUGGAAGCAGACUGUCUUUUACACGCCAGAGCAGCUCAUCGUCAGCGAGGGCGAUGUGAUCAAGGGGACACUCAAGUGCUCGCCAAACGCAAGGAACAACAGGGACCUGGACAUUAACAUUAAGUACCGUGUUGAAGGUGACAUGAGCAUCGAGGGUGAGAUGGCGUACAAGAUGUCCUGAUCACUCCAUCUUGUUGUGCCGUUCCCUUGUAACUUGCCUUGCGUCUGUUCUUGCGCACAUGCUCCUGUUCAAUCGCCUGCCCCGCUCUCGCUUUGCAGGUACUGAUGCCUCGUCGGCAUUUCGGGGACAUCAGGAGCUUGUCUCUAUCAUUUCGACACACCAAAAUUGGACGCCUGGCCCCGCUUGUGAUAGAGAUUGCACUCGUAGCAGCAAUGUAUACUACGUAGCCACGC
Tilletiaria anomala UBC 951 is the source of this 1379-nucleotide messenger RNA. RefSeq names its product putative HMT1-hnRNP arginine N-methyltransferase. Gene Ontology annotation, molecular function: protein-arginine N-methyltransferase activity. Gene Ontology annotation, biological process: peptidyl-arginine methylation. The record is from RefSeq and is a predicted model, not a curated record. The coding region runs from base 85 to 1146 and encodes 353 amino acids. Gene Ontology annotation, cellular component: nucleus. The transcript is spliced from 6 exons. NCBI's taxonomy places the organism in Eukaryota, Fungi, Basidiomycota, Exobasidiomycetes, Georgefischeriales, Tilletiariaceae.